Messenger RNA from Triticum turgidum subsp. durum (durum wheat), 675 nucleotides. Lineage: Eukaryota; Viridiplantae; Streptophyta; Magnoliopsida; Poales; Poaceae. The record is from the annotation of a GenBank genome assembly.
AUGGAGGGGGAGUGCCCCGCCGCUCCGACGCGCCGCUGGGCGGAGAACGUGAUCGUGCUGUCCUCGGGGAGGCCGCCGCGGUCGGAGGAGGCGGCGGUGGUGGCGGGGCAGGGGCAGCACCAGCGCACGGAUGCGCCGCCGGAGAAGCUCUACUACAAGACCAGGCUCUGCGACAAGUACGAGGCCACCGGCCGCUGCGUGUACGAGGACGGUUGCACCUUCGCGCACGGCCGCGCCGAGCUGCGCCCGCCGGUCCCUCCCCACGCCCACGCCGUUUGGCGCAGGCCGCCCGACCAGGAGCACGGCGGCAGGAUCGUCUACGGCGGCGGCAAGGCGUGCCACAACUUCAGGGACAGGGGCCAUUUCGGGGACAAGCUCGCCUCCCCCCACGCCGCCGCGCCGGCACCACCUGGUCACCCGAUUCGCAUCACCGGGGACCAGAAGCUGCUGGCGGACGAGCGGAGGAGCGCCACGCCGCCCGCGAUGCCACCCGCAGCGCCGCGCUACGCUGCUCUGGGCCCCGCCAGGGCGUUUCCGCCGGUGCCUGCCCCGGCCACGCGUGAUCGUCUUCGCCAGAUGCCCGAGGAGGACGGUGGCAAAAAGCCCAACAGGCUGAUGCUCAUGAGCCUCCGGAAGACCAGCGGCAUCUACGGCGACUGGCCGGAGCAGUGCUGA